AUGGCUGCAAGUGGGAUGACUGGAAUGGCCGCUACAGCUGGAGUGACUGGGAUGGCUGGAUUGACUGGCAACUUGACUGCUGGCAUGGCCGCUACAGCCGGCAUGGCCGCUACAGCCGGCAUGGCCGCUACAGCCGGCGUAGCUGGCGGCAUGGCCGGCAGCAUGGCUCCGUACUGUGCGCCGAGUCGCAUGCUCGACGCGGGCGCGCGGGGGCUGGGCGCAUUCGGCCUGGCGGAAGAGCCAAGCCAACUCGGGGUGGGGGGGGACAGAGUCGCGCUGUUGGGCCGUUCUGCCGCGGGGGCGGGGGCGGGGGCGGGCGCGGGAGCGGGGGCGGUUGGGGCGGCGGGGAACAACACGGUGGAGCUGGGCGCGUUCGGGCUGUCGGAGGAGCUGAGCCAACUGCGCCGCGACCGCGGGGUGCUGAUGCGCGAGCUGCUGCACUCGCGGCAGCAGGCGGCGGCGAGCGCGGAGAAGCUCGCGCUGCUGGAGGCGAACAUGGCGGCGCAGGAGCAGCGCCAGGCGCACAUGACGGCGUUUCUCGCGCACGCGCUCAACAACCCCGCCAGCCACGGGGGUUCUUGUAUCGGUGCUGGGGUUGGAGGAGGAGAGCGAGGGAGUCCAGAGUGGUUGAGAGCGGUUACUGCUGGGAUGGGCGCGGCUGGUCUCGGUGCCCCUGGUUUUGCCGCCGCUGCUGCUGCUGCUGCCGCCGCUGCUGCCGCUGCUACUGCUGGUGCUGGUGCUGCUGCUGGUGCUAAUGCUAGCAAUGGAGCGGUUGGGAUGUAUGUGGAUGGGUGCACGGACCUGGGCAACACUCACAAGCGUGGUUUUGACAGCAGAAACACGGGUUUCCCUCAAAACGGCAUGACAGCCGCCGCAGUCAUGGGCAUGGGCACGGAUUUGGGCGGUGGGAUUCGAGGCAUGGGGGGUAUGGGAGGGAUGGAAGGGAUGGGAGGGAUGGGAGGGAUGGGAGAGGUGGAAGAAUUGGGGACAGUGAGAGGAAUCGGGGGAGCGGGAAACAGUGCGGGUGCGGGUGCGGGUGCGGGUGCAGGUGCGGGUGCGGGUGGGGGUGCGGGUGCGGGUGCAAGGGUGAACCUAUUCCCCCCGCAUGGCAGCAAGGAGCAGGCAACAGAAACAGCGGCAGCAGCAGGAGGAGGAGGAGGAGGAGGAGGGGGAGGGGUGUAUUUCGUGAGCGGGGCGGGCAACAUGGGUAUGCACUCGCAGAUCUUUUUCAAGCGGCACAAGAACAGCAGCGGCACCAGCGCCGGUGCCAGCACAGGUGUUGCUGGUGCUGCUGCUGGUGCUGCCAGUGCUGGUGGUGGUGGUGGUGGGGAGGAGGGGACUGCGUUUUGCAGUGGCAGCAGCAGCAUGGGCGCUGCGUCUGCUUUUGACCAUGGCAGUGCGGAGCCUUCCAGGAGCUUUCUCCCUGGGCUUUCGGGCAACGACCUUCAUCACCUCUUCCCACCCCCUGCUGCUUCUGGUAAAGCUGCAGCUGCAGCUGCUGCUGCUGGUGCUGCUGCAUCCGCCUCUGCUGCCGCCGCUGAGAAGGCCGCUGCUAACAGCAACAAGUUGAGUACUCAGCAGCAGCAGGCACAGCAGCAGCAGGAGCAGGGCGAGAAGAAUCACAAUCCCGAGGUCGCUUAUAACGAGUACGGGCUCAGCGAGCCGCUGACCAACCCGUUCGGCCGCCCGCCGCCGCCCGGAUUCACCAUGGAGCGGUUUGACGUGCUGGGCGGGCAGCUGGUGUCGUAUCUGACCCCCAGGGGGGCUGCUGCCGCCAGUGCUGCCGUGGCUGCUGCUGCAGGCCCCCUCGGCGGAACCCUGGGGGGAACCCUUGGGGGAUCCCUUGCAGGGGGGUUUUCAGGGCAGUUUGGGGGCCCCCUUACAAGGCAGCUUACAGGCUCCUCCCUUGGUGGGCCAAGUGCGGAGCAGCUUGCAGGGGCGUUUGCCGGGGCGUUUGGAGGGGUGGCAGGAGCAGAGGGAGUGUACGAUAGCGUAUUUGGACCCAGUGCAGCAUCAAGCGUCCCUGCCCUAGCUACAUCACUAGCAGCAUCACUGGCAGCGUCAAACGCGGCAGCUGCUUCAGCAGCAGCGGUGGGGACGGGCAUGGGCACGAGUAUGGGCGCAGCAGCAGCGUUGGCAGGAGGUUUCCUUGCAGGAACAGCUGCCCUGGGAUUGACAGGAGGAGGCUCGGCAGUAGGAGGUUUGGCAGUAGGAACGUCAGGCCUGUCAGGCUUGUCUAGCGGAUUAUCUGCAGUGCGGAGUCUGGGUGCGUCUGUAACUCCCUCCCUGCUAUCACCCCCUGGGUUACCACCACUCGUGCCUCCCGUGCUGCCAUCAACAGCAGCGGCAGCAGCAGCAGCAGCAGGUUCUAUGUCCGCUGCUGCUGCUCUGUCCACUGCUGCUCGCAAAUCAGAUCUGGCACGUGCAGCAGCAGCAGCUGCAGCUGCGUUUUCCUCCCCGCUAAUGGGCACAGGAGCCGCACUCACUGCCGCUGCUUCUGCCGCUUCCUCUGCCGCUGAUUCUGCCGCUUCCUCUGCCGCUGCUUCUGCUGUUUUGGAGGCGCCUGUAGUGGGAUCGUCCGGAGCUGCAUUCACUGCAACGGCUGCUGCUGCAGCACUGGCCCCCAUCCGCCAUAUAAGCCGCCCCAUAGGGCCUCCUAUAGGUCCCCUCACGGGACUCAUCCGCCCUAUAAGCCUUCUCGGUUCCACAGACCAAAAUUCGCUACUAACAUCUCUUCCACCCCACUCUGUGCCUCCGUCUCUGCACCUUUCAUCUGCUUCCCUUCUUUCCUCCUCUCUCCUCGCCUCCUCCCACCUCUCCUCUUCCCAACUCUCCUCCUCCCACCUCGCCUCCUCCCACCUCUCCGCCUCUUUCCUAUCCUCCGCGGCCCUCUCUCUCUCCCCAGCAGAGCUCUUUGCUGCCGAGGCAGCUCACUACACGGCCACUGCCAUGCCUCCUCCCUCUAGCCCCGCUCCCUCUAGCCCCGCUCCCUCUAGCCCCGCUCCCUCUAUCCCCGCUCCCUCUAUCCCCGCUCGCCUAUCUGCCGUGAAUGUUAACCAGCGUCCUGCUCUCGCACCCUUGACCUCCACCCUCGCACCUCCCCACCCGUGCCCUCGUAGUCCGCCUCCUCUUGCUGGGGCUUUGCUACCUGGCAUUGCUCCCCCUCUUCCUCCCACUGUACCUCCCACUAUUGCUCCCGGCCUUACUGCUUCAACCCUCACUGCUUCAACCCUCACUGCUUCAACCCUCACUGCUUCAACCCUCACUGCUUCGAGCCUCGCUGCCUCGACCCUAGUCCCUGUGCUACCUGCAACACCGAUCCCUUUGCUGUCACUCCCUGCAACCACGUCGGCUACAGCCUCUCCAGCCGCUACAGCUGCCACUGCCCAAUCGUUUGAUGACGCUGCUAUAGCAGGUAGAGCCGCUACAGCUUCCGCCCUGGCUGCUACAGCUGCGAGCAUGGGGAUGAGUCACAGUGCGUCUGCGGUGUUCAGAGGAGAGGGGGAGGCUGAUGAUGAGGCGUUUUGGCAGCAGCUGCUGAGUGAAGGGGGUCAAUAG
Messenger RNA from Closterium sp. Naga37s-1, 3558 nucleotides. The record is from the annotation of a GenBank genome assembly. Lineage: Eukaryota; Viridiplantae; Streptophyta; Zygnematophyceae; Desmidiales; Closteriaceae.